Miniopterus natalensis is the source of this 1372-nucleotide messenger RNA. RefSeq names its product ganglioside induced differentiation associated protein 1 like 1 (gene GDAP1L1). Lineage: Eukaryota; Metazoa; Chordata; Mammalia; Chiroptera; Miniopteridae. The record is from RefSeq and is a predicted model, not a curated record.
CUCCGAGCCCCGGCUGUCAUGGCGACCCCCAACAACCUGACCCCCACCAACUGCAGCUGGUGGCCCAUCUCGGCGCUGGAGAGCGACGCGGCCAAGCCCGCCGAGGCCCCCGAUGCGCCCCAGGCGGCCAGCCCCUCCCACUGGCCCAAGGAGAGCCUGGUUCUGUACCACUGGACCCAGUCCUUCAGCUCGCAGAAGGUGCGGCUGGUGAUCGCAGAGAAGGGCCUGGCAUGUGAAGAGCGGGAUGUGAGCCUGCCACAGAGUGAGCACAAGGAGCCCUGGUUCAUGCGGCUCAACCUGGGAGAGGAGGUGCCCGUCAUCAUCCAUCGCGACAACAUCAUCAGCGACUACGACCAGAUCAUUGACUAUGUGGAGCGCACCUUCACAGGAGGACAUUUAGCCAACGCCACCACAGACCUCAUGAAAUUGGACCAUGAAGAGGAGCCCCAGCUCUCUGAGCCCUAUCUUUCUAAACAGAAGAAGCUCAUGGCCAAGAUCCUGGAGCAUGACGACGUGAGCUACCUGAAGAAGAUCCUUGGGGAGCUGGCCAUGGUGCUGGACCAGAUCGAGGCCGAGCUGGAGAAAAGGAAGCUUGAGAAUGAGGGGCAGAAAUGUGAGCUGUGGCUCUGCGGCUGUGCCUUCACCCUCGCCGACGUCCUUCUGGGAGCCACCCUGCACCGCCUCAAGUUCCUGGGACUGUCCAAGAAAUACUGGGAAGACGGCAGCCGGCCCAACCUGCAGUCCUUCUUUGAGAGGGUCCAGAAGCGCUUUGCCUUCCGGAAAGUCCUCGGUGACAUUCAUACCACCCUGCUAUCAGCCGUCAUCCCCAAUGCUUUCCGGCUGGUCAAGCGGAAACCGCCGUCUUUCUUUGGGGCCUCCUUCCUUAUGGGCUCCCUGGGCGGGAUGGGCUAUUUUGCCUACUGGUACCUCAAGAAAAAAUACAUCUAGAGCCGAGCCAGGCCUGAGCUUGGUGUCUGACUGUUGGUGUCUCUGUGCUGUGUGAUCCCCAAUGAGCCCUCAGUAACGCACUGACUCGAACACUUGGACAGCCCCUCCCCACCCCUUGUUCGGAGUAAUUCUAUUGUCAAUGUGAAAACAUUCCAUAGUUUAGAAGUAGACGUUGCCAAUGCCGUGAAUUGAAGCCACGGCUCUACUACAGGAGAGAAAGAACAGAAACAAAACACGAAUGCCUUUUCUUUUGAUUCAAGGUCUCAAGAUGGAACUGUGGGGACUGGUUAGGAUCUGAGGUGAGUCCCAGGCCAUUUCACCCACCAGGGUCCAGAUUCUGGGAGGUGCUGGGGGCUCAGAGGGCCUGACCCCUCGCCUCCCUUCCCUCUUGCCCAGGGAACUCUUCCACAGGACAAAGCCAACA